AUGGCGCCUAUACUGCUCGAUCACCUCCCCAGCCUGACGAGCCCUCUCGGUAUCGCCCUGAUCGUCUCGGCUUGCUUCGCCCUCUUCUACCUCAUCGAGAGCUUCAUCCUCACCGUUCCGUAUCCUCCCAGCGUCCCUCUCGUCGGAGAGCCCGAGGGUGCGCUUCGCUUCAGUCUGCGCACCAGGGUUGCCUACUACACCAACUGCGAGGCCCUGCUCCGCGAGGCCUACACCAAGUAUGUCAAGAAAGGCAAGCUUGUCGUUGUCCCCGGCUUCGGCUUCCGGAAAGAGGUUAUUAUGCCUCAGAGCGCUAUGAAAUGGGUCCUUUCCCAACCAGAUGAUGUGUUAAGCGUCGACGCAGCAUUUGCCGACAUCGACCAGGUCCGAUGGAGUCUCGGCCACGAUAAGAUUGUUACAGAUGCAUAUCAGGCUAUGGUCGUUAAAACUGAUAUAAACUGUGUCCUGGAGAAUAUCUGUGCUGCUAUGAAUAAUGAGCUGGGUGUUGUCUUUGACGAGCAGUUUGGUACUGAUACUGAGAAUUGGAAGAAGAUUGAUCUUCUGCCCACGGUUAAGAUUAUUGUUGCCCAGGCAGCUAGUUGCUUCACUGUCGGACUUCCGCUCUGCCGCGACAAGGACUAUCUCCGCACUGCCCUCGACAUCAACCAGCGCCUUGUUAUUAACGCUGCCGCCACCGGAGGAGCCCCUCGCCUUCUCCAACCGCUUAUUGGCACGCUGCUCAACAUCCCAACACGCAGACUUCUGGCCAAGAUGAACAAGUGGUUCCUUCCGCUAUGGAAGCAGCGCUUAGAGACCCUCGCCUUCGACCGCAAUGACCCGGACCACAAGGAGCCCCAGGAUCAGGUCCAGAUGAUCAUCCGCUUUGCCCAGCGCGAGCGCCAGCACGAGCUCCACGACUACAAUAUCAUGCUCCGUCGCCUCGCCGCCAGCAACUUCGGCUCCAUGCAUCUGACACAGAUCCAGGUUACUAACCUGAUCCUCAACGUCCUCGGCUCCGACGCCGAGUUCAACACCAUCGCCGUCCUGCGCGACGAGAUCGACCGCAUCCUCGGCCAGGAUGAGUCUGCUGAGUGGACCAAGGCCAAGGUAAGCCAGAUGACCAGAGCCGAUAGCGUCGGCCGUGAGACCCUGCGUCUGCACUCCCUUGGCGUCCGCGCGAUCUUCCGCAAGGUCAUGACGUCGAACUUCAAGACCCCUGACGGCUACCACCUCCCCAAGGGCACCCUGCUCUCGUUCCUCAGCCAGCCUGCGCAUGUCGACGCCGAGACGGUAGACGAGCCGCUGAAGUUUGACCCCUUCCGGUUCUCGCGCCUGCGCGAGAUCGCAGCCAGCCGCGACGAGAGGGCCCCGCCCGUGACCCUUGUGUCGACGUCGCCCGAGUUUCUGCCCUUUGGCCACGGCAAGCACGCGUGCCCGGGUCGCUUCCUCAUCGACUUUGAGUUCAAGAUGAUUCUGGCAUAUGUGCUACGUAACUAUGAUAUUGCGUUUCCUAACGAGUAUAAUGGGCGGCGACCGCAGAAUGUUUGGCUCGCGGAGGCGGUUUUUCCCCCAGAGGGUGUUAAGAUUUUGGUGAAGAGGAGGGCGAGGAAAGGUAACAUGUAG
Molecule: messenger RNA, 1620 nt
Organism: Ilyonectria robusta
Lineage: Eukaryota; Fungi; Ascomycota; Sordariomycetes; Hypocreales; Nectriaceae
Product: cytochrome P450
Exons: 3
Coding region: 1-1620 (539 amino acids)
Molecular function (GO): oxidoreductase activity, acting on paired donors, with incorporation or reduction of molecular oxygen; heme binding; monooxygenase activity
Source: RefSeq, a predicted model, not a curated record